Molecule: messenger RNA, 357 nt
Organism: Acanthoscelides obtectus
Lineage: Eukaryota; Metazoa; Arthropoda; Insecta; Coleoptera; Chrysomelidae
Source: the annotation of a GenBank genome assembly
AUGCCUAAUUUGAUAAGCAACGACAUGAGAUCGCCGCCGGGUAUCGGCGAUUGGUGCUUGAUCUUCAUGUGGGGCGGUACUUGCGGAGGGGGCGUGUCUCCCCCGCCCCCACUACCGUUUUUACCGCCUCCGCUGUCUGCACCGCCUAUUCCGUUACCGUUACAGCACACGUGGUGGUUUUUCACGGAAGAUGACGCUGUAAAAGAAUCGUUAUAUGCAUCGUCGACGUUAUAAGAUAUGAUAUGAAAAUAUGUCCAAUCAACUGUAGUUUGUUGGGUUUUAAAAAUAAGUAGUUUGGAUAUUACAUGAACCUUUAGUUCCUCCUUAGUUUAAUAAUUCAUAUAAAGCUGUAAUCUG